This is a messenger RNA of Chinchilla lanigera (long-tailed chinchilla), 1275 nucleotides long. RefSeq names its product C-type lectin domain family 4, member G (gene Clec4g). The record is from RefSeq and is a predicted model, not a curated record. Lineage: Eukaryota; Metazoa; Chordata; Mammalia; Rodentia; Chinchillidae. The coding region runs from base 56 to 919 and encodes 287 amino acids. The transcript has 9 exons.
GCUGGGACAGGGAGCUAAAGGCAGAUCUCCGCCCAGGCUGGAUGCCUGCAGCACCAUGGACACGAUCAGAUACAGCCAGUGGGGCGGCAGCUCCAAGGGAGUCCCCACAGGGCCCUGGGGGAGCAGGGUUUUCUUCCUGGCCCUGGCCGUGCUGCUGGUCACUGUGCUGUGGGCUCUCAUUCUGAGCGUCCUCUUGUCCAAGGCCUCCACAGAGCGCGGGGUGCUGUUUGGUCACCAGGACCUGCUGAGGGAAAACGCUUCCAGGCAGACGGCGGCGCUGGGUGCCUUGAAGGGAGAGGUCGGAGCCUGCCAGAGCUGCUGCAACGCGACGCAGGCGGAGCUGCGGGCGGCUGUGGCGGAGCUGAGCGAGGCGCGGGUGAAACUGAUGCAGCAGAAAAGUGCCCUGGAAGAGCUGAGCCAGCGCGUGACCCAGGACUUGGCUACAGCGGGCAGGGACCGCGAGAACAUCCGCAACGAGCUGUUCCGAGCGCUGGAGGACGUCAAGCUCAAGAACAGAUCCUGCGAGCAGUGUCCCACAUCGUGGCUGCCCUUCCGGGGCUCCUGCUACUAUUUCUCGGAGCCCCGAGCCACCUGGGAAGAGGCGCAGCGCAACUGCGCGGGCAACGCUGCGCACCUGGUGAUCAUCGGUGACCUGGACGAGCAGGGUUUCCUGACUCGCCACACACGCGGCCGCGGCUACUGGUUGGGCCUGAGAACUGUGCGCAGUAACGGCCAGGUCCACGGCUACAAGUGGGUGGACGGAGUCCGGAUGGGCUUCAGCCACUGGAACACGGGGGAGCCCAAUGACGCUCAGGGACAAGAGGACUGCGUCAUGAUGCUUCACUCCGGGCUGUGGAACGAUGCGCCGUGUAGCAGCGAGCGAGACGGUUGGAUCUGCGAGAAGCGGCGCAGCUGCUGAGCUGACCCCACCCACCGUCGUCCUGCCACGCCCACCGCCACGCCACGCCCAGCACAAGCGCGGCCAGGAAGCUGCGCAUGCUCCGAGAGUGCACGCCAAGACUUCUCCAUCCACCACUGCUGGGAACCCCUCCGCGCAACCCAGCCUUGUCUAGUGCCUGUGCCCAGAGACCUCUGCUCCGACCUUACUGAUAGCCCCUACAUAAACUAACAUCCACCAGCUCCAAAACCCCUGCUCCUACAUCUGAGUCAUCCCACCCCACCUCUCUUCCUAGACACAUUCAGGAAACUGAGGAAUGGGGCUGUUUGAUUCCUGAAUUUCUGAAGCAUUAAUAAACGUUUGGGAAAUUAAUCUAA